Molecule: messenger RNA, 1146 nt
Organism: Trematosphaeria pertusa
Lineage: Eukaryota; Fungi; Ascomycota; Dothideomycetes; Pleosporales; Trematosphaeriaceae
Exons: 1
Coding region: 165-890 (241 amino acids)
Source: RefSeq, a predicted model, not a curated record
CGCUGUGGGCUUUUCCUUACGGCUGACAACUCGCACGCUCUCAUCAGAACAACUCCUUUUGGUGAGAGUCUCGGGUUCCUAGAAUAAGUCCAGAAUAUCAUGGGCAAAGCACCGCUGCAUUAGACUCGGUGCUUGCAUCUGCACAUGUACAGACGACAAAGUUCAUGUAUCCCGGCAACGAAUGCUUUAAUACGCCGGCUUGCGCCACUAGCGACUACCUAACAGCAGUACUUCUUCCAACCCUAUCAUUCACUACUACUACCUCACUUCAUUUCCCAUCCACAACCUCCAUCGACUCCAACCCCUCUCACGCAUGCUCCAUCUCAGCUAUCUACAAACACGCCGCAUGCCUCCUCGGCGGCGGAUACGGAGCCGGCUGCCUUCCUCCCUUCUCCGGCGCCGGCUCAGGUCCAUGUUCGACCUCACAUCCAUGCGCUUCCAGGAACUUCAGCAGAUCGGCCCGUACGCUAUGGCGUUGGGGCGAGGGCGGAGGCGGCGACGGCGGGGGAGGAGUUGGUGGCUGGGGAUAUAGUGGUUGCAGAGCCUGCACGCCUUUUAGGAGUGCGUAUCGCUUGGGUGAGGGAGGAGGCGGGGGAGGUGGCGAAGGCGGAUUGCCUCCUGUGCCGUAUCCCGUGCGCGAAGGCGAUGGCGGCGGAACAGGCGGAGGAGACGGCGGAUCCGGCCCUGCAGCUCCGUGCCUCCGCGCCGGAGGAGGCGUUGGCGGCGGCGAUGGUGGAGGUAUAGGAGGGGGCAACGCGUGUGGCUGUGGCUUGCGGGAAGGCGAUGGCGGCGGCACUGGCGGAGGAGAUGGCGGAUCAGGCCCUGAACGUGCGCAGGGCUUAUCUUCAUCGCGUGCUUUAGGUGGUGUCAAGGGCAGCGGAGGAGAGUAGCGGGGCGGCUUGCAGGAGUCGAACGCCGGUGCUGAGGUAGGACGGAGCGUGGUUGCAGUUGCCAUAUUGUGGUUGUUGCUGAGUGAGUAGGUCGAAGGUACGAUUGAUACUGCUAUUCGAAGAGGUGCUCGUAGAUCGUGUAAUGUAAUAUAAUAGUGUAUCUCGCUAGGAGAUAUAAAUUUUUUUUUAACAAAGGCGUAUUGUUGUUAGAUUAUAGGAGGAAAGUUACUUGGCUUGUUCUGGAGAAAGGAUAUAG